Molecule: messenger RNA, 3825 nt
Organism: Aedes aegypti (yellow fever mosquito)
Lineage: Eukaryota; Metazoa; Arthropoda; Insecta; Diptera; Culicidae
Exons: 9
Coding region: 126-3131 (1001 amino acids)
Source: RefSeq, a predicted model, not a curated record
CUCGGGAAAGGCCGUAAAUAAUUUCGUUCCGUCGAUGGUGAUGUAAAAUGUCAGAAAGCUAGUAUGAUUUACGUACCGAAAAACAGUGAUUUACUGUUGAAAAGUUUAAUGUACUGUUCGCAAACAUGGACGAAUUUGUCGAAAGCAUCCUGAGGAAGUGGAAUCUAAUGGAUUUGGUGGAUCGCUUUCGAGACGAGGAAGUCAAUGAGGAAGCAUUUCUAUUCCUUACACCGGAAAUUAUAAAAGAACUUAUUCCAAAGUUGGGAAGGCGAGCCAUCUUUACCGCUAGAUUUAAUGAAUUCAAGCAAACUCUGCAAGGUAACGAAGUACAGGCUGGUUCGAGUGCACGUUCUAGUGCUUCGCCAACGCCGGCCGAAUCCAACGCACUUCAACCGACGGUGCGAUAUUCCCCAUCCGUUACCGAAGAAGCAGCUCGUACAUCGUCAGCAGAUAAUGCGAAGCAAUUUGAGAAAUAUUUUCUUGAACAGUUAUCGCCACACCCCUCAGUACCUUCUGGGAGUGACCCUAUUGCGACUACCACAGAACCAUCCACCUCAGAAGCGGAAUAUGAUCCCUCGGCUAAGCGCAUUAAGCUAGAAUCACUAGAAGUCGAAGACUACGGUGACCCCAUUCUAUUGGAGGACAGUUCCCAGGAUUCAGAGUCGCUGAUGGUGGAAAGUAACUACAGCAUGAAUAUAAAGAUGAAAGAUCCGCAGGUCCCCGGGGUUGAGAAGCUCCGUCUACUGCUGCAACAAUCACCCUUUGCGCGUUACCUUCUCGGGCUCAGCGAGCUGGACAAAUUCAAUCGGAUUGACCUCACCAACGUCGUGGUGCACUACAUUUAUUUCAAUAGGCAGAAUGACCGUUCUCGAAGUGACACGUUUAACUACUGGGCUGACGCCAUCGUGGCCCUAUUUCCAAAUGAGGUCAAAGAUAAUUACUACUCCGCCAAGGAAGGCUACACGGGCAGACUGCAGGCACGAUACUCGUAUAUGAUGCGAGUGAGAAAGAAUGAAACUUCUCGGCAAGCAAAUCACCCGGAAGAAGGACCAUCUCAAUCGAGCAGUAACCCAAACGAGGACAGCUAUCCAUCCGAAAAGGGACCGAGUUUCCUGCAUCCGGCAGAGUUGCAGAUUGUAGAAGAACUCAGACGAAUAGUGUCAUCGUGUUUCGUUAUGCGUGACACGUUGCACUCAAAGACGCUGACCCCCAACCAGAGGAACAUACUGACGGCCAACAUCGUCAACUAUCUGAUGGACAAAAAUGGAGGACCCAUCCCCCUGCAGGAGUUGGAGCUGUACGCUAAAGCGAUCGAGCAGAUCUUUCCCAACGAAAAUGCUUCGAUUUACUUCCGUCGAAAGGGUGAAUGCGCUCGUGUUAAUGGGAAACUGUUCGACCGGUACGGGUAUAUGAAGCGGAAGCGCAGUUUGGCCCAAGGGAAAUCUUACAACGAUUUUCUGGAUAGUAACACCCCCAUUGGGAAGUUGUGGGAAAUUAAAACGGUAGAUGAGGCACGAGCUCUGUGGAACGAAACCUACAAAGCGCGGAAGGAGGUCUCGAAGAAGGUGGUACCGGCCAAGCUGUUCGAGCAGUUUCCGUUCCUGGCGCAGCCCGAUGGGUACACUUUGUUUUUGGAUGACUUUGAUCAAGACCAUCCGCAUGCCAUCGAUACGUUCAAGCGACAUUGGCCAGAGUUUGCCACCUCAAUCUACCGGUACAUAGAAGAAAAUAAUUUCCUGAAGGGUGUUAACGAGUUCGAGACGGAAGGAUCAUCUAAACCGGCAGACAACUACACUAUAGUGGAAAUCAUCGAAGGUGCUGAAGCCAAUUUGUACACGUUGCCCUCCAAAUGGGUGCACAAAAACGGAUGGAACCGUGACGGGCCGGAUGUCUUACGGAAAAGCGCUGGAGGAACAGAUCUCUGCUACUGGCCCAGCAAUGCUGCUGGCUAUCGUUUGCUAGAGCGCGCGAAAGAAGAUCCUAGCAUAUCGGUUGUUCGAGACUGCUCGAAUGCCUGUCGAUGCAAAAUCAUGAAAGCUAACUUGAGAACGUUCGAAGAGGCAUAUCUUGAACAACAAAUGAUGGAGAUGAACAACGCACUAGAGAAGCACGAUCUUCAUCGAGAGUUACAAAACGGAUCCGACGUGCCCGAUAAGCUCAAAAUUCCCGAUAGAAAAGAUAUGAAAGAACCGGAUGUAUUACAAGCAGUGAAUCUAGUCUCUCGAACAGCAAAUGCCAGUGUUCAAAUAUCGCUUGCAUCGACAGCACUCCAGUCGACGGUUGAUGCACUCCAAGCUAAAGUUAAUCGAAUCUCAGGGGAAUUUGAAGCUUUCAGAGCGCUCGUUAGAGCUGAAUUUGCUACGUUACACCAAGCUAGGGCACCCUCAGCGCCUGAACACCAAGUUCCAAAUCACACUCCAGCAGUGUCUACGCCUAUGCCUCCCGUACCAGUGGCUGCUGCUCCAAUAAUUACCAAUAUUCAAACUUCUCCGAUUCCGGUCGUACCAGUGCAUCCUGUCAAUAGAACCAUAGCACAGGGCAAUCAGCCAGCUGACCCUCCGUUAGUACCCGUCAAGAAUCUCGAAGAUCUAGAAGCAUUACAAGAGCGAGCCCGAGAUGAACGAUUUGUAGAGUCCGUUGUACACUCGUUGGGCAUAGUACAUGGCCAGGGUCGAUCCGUUGGUAAUGGAUGGACCGUAAGCCUUCAAACCGUGGACUACUUUUUCGACAGGCGAUUCUUGCUUCGGUGUUCGUGGACCGGUAGUGGUCGUAACAAAGAAAAGGCUGGUGAGAGGAUUAGCAAAAUAGCAUUCCACAAGUACGACAAGGUGAUAAACUUGUUCUAUCGGGUUAUUGUCUACUCCGACCCAUUGUUCACGUACAACGAUUGCAUGAAAUUUCUCCAUCGCUGCAUACGGAACGCAAAGGCUCGGGCAGCGGAUGUGAAAGGAAUGCGCUUGUCGGUGGCGCGAAAUCGCAAAAAGCGAAGCGAUCGCAUCGGAAACUUCAGCCAAAUGCUUCCUAUGGAUACGAGCCAUUUGGAACAGCCGGAAGAGUAUUACUAUCAAGUCGAACCGUUGGUCAAAGACGAAUACGUGGAUGAAAAUGUUAAUCAGUACGAUGUACUGUAGAUAGCUAUCAAACAAAUAUUCUGACGUCCUGUCUCAUCCUCUUGCCACUGCUGUUCAAACUAAUGGUACGAAACGAAAAGCAUUGGAGCCCCACCCGUUUGGACGUGUGUCGCAAUUUUGUCCUAUACGCAACCGAUUUCAAGCAAGCCGUCCACCAGCUCAAACAACGCCAAGAGCUUCUGAAUCUCUGGAAGCUACGCAUCAAUCCGGUAGUGGUUGCCAUCGGGCCCUCGAUUGCCGAUAUCGAAAGCAGCUACAUAGUCAUCGAACAUGUAUUCUAUCGGAUGGAAACGGUACCGGAUGCCGUGGAAACUUGUGUAAAAAUUCAUACCGCUAUGAACUUGCAAUACCUGGACGAAGUGGCGUCCCCGUGGAUGUUGGUGCAACGGUUUGUGAUGAAGGUGGAACUGCCCAAGGAUAACAUCACAACCAAGGUGUUUGCGGUGUUGGAGAUUUUGGGUCGACCGAUGCGGUGAGGGAGGGAUGGGACACCAGGGUAGUAAUAAAGACGAUAUUUUAAAUACUUCAAUUUUCAGAUUGGCAUUUUAGUGAAGGCCAAAGUUUGAAGACUGUAAUGUAAUCUAUCAGUAUCGCAGAUUUUAUUGAUUGACAAGUAUAUGUUAGAACUGUUAUAAAUUAUUUGAGCAGAAAUAGAAACGACGACAUGUUAAUAUAAUUUAUGUUUAACAAACUA